This is a messenger RNA of Amyelois transitella, 1869 nucleotides long. Its product is annotated as pro-resilin. Gene Ontology annotation, cellular component: extracellular matrix. The transcript has 6 exons. The record is from RefSeq and is a predicted model, not a curated record. The coding region runs from base 1 to 1419 and encodes 472 amino acids. Lineage: Eukaryota; Metazoa; Arthropoda; Insecta; Lepidoptera; Pyralidae.
AUGAAGAUUUUAUUCCCGUUGGUACUUUGCCUGUCAUUGGCUUUAGCCGAACCUCCUGUCGGCAACAGUUAUCCUUCAGCAAGAUCAGGCCACGACCACCACGACAACCAUGGCUUCGACUUCCAAAGAUCACUGUCCCAGGAAUAUGGACCUCCAGCCUUCGGAUCAGCACGCUCCCUUUCCCAGCAAUACGGCCCACCUUCUGCCAGAUCUGGAUUGUCCAGCUCACGAAACGCCCUGUCUCAGGAGUAUGGCCCUCCGUCAGCUAGAUCUGGCCCAAGAAACGCACUUUCUACCUCAUACGGCGCUCCAAGUGCCCGCAGUGUAUCGCAAGAAUACGGUGUCCCUAAUGCCCGUUCAGCAAGUUCUAGAAUAUCCCAAUCUUACGGUGUUCCCAGCUCUCGUUCCUUAUCCCAAGAUUACAGUGCACCUUCAGCACGUGGAAUUUCCCAAGAAUACGGCGCUCCCAAUGCUCGCUCAGCUUUAGCAACCCGAGGUGGUUUGUCUCAAGAGUAUAGCGCACCUGGAUCUGAUUUAUACUCAGGAGCCCCAUCUACUCAAUAUGGUGCUCCAGAAUUCCGUUCCAGUUCGAGCUACCUUCCCUCUCAAAGGAGCUUCGGGUCUCCUUCACAGAAAUAUGGCGCUCCCAGUCAAUUCCGCUCAAUAAGCCAACAGUACGGAGCUCCGGCAGCCAGGUCCAAUGGUAUUUCAAGCUAUUCUGCAGACAAAUCGUUCGGAGCCCGAAGCUCGCCUUCCCAAUCAUAUGGCGCCCCUUCCUCUCGUUCUCUAUCAUCGCAAUAUGGUCUGCCUGCUUCAAGGGGAGCUGAUUCUUAUUCUCAAAGUUUUGGCGCGCCUUCGCAAUCGUAUGGUGCACCGGCGACUCGUGGUCUGUCAGAAAGUUAUGGUGCUCCCAGUGCGGGAGGACUUUCUCAAGAGUAUGGUGCGCCUUCCGGAGCCGCAGACUUGACGACUAAUGCCUUCGCUUCUGGUUUCGGAUCUGCUAGGUCUUCUCCCUCUGACAAAUACGGAGCCCCUUCGGCCCGGGACUCCAUGCCUUCUGAAGAGUACGGUGUCCCUAGUCAAUACAGCUCGCUCUCCAGCCAGGGCUAUGGGUACGCCAGAAAUGCUUUGGAUGAGCUGCUGAACCAGGAACCAGCGAACUACGACUUUGGCUACAAAGUGAACGAUUACAUUUCUGGGAGCGACUUCGGGCACACGGAAUCUAGACAGGAUAACAGGGCUGAGGGGUCCUACUUUGUGGUACUUCCAGAUGGUACCAAACAGGUAGUGGAAUAUGAGGCUGAUGAACGUGGCUUCAAACCCAGAAUCUCCGUGGAACCAGCUGAUGCUGCUUCCAGAGCAGGUGGAUACGAUGACAACGCGGCAGACGUAGCGAGGAACGCCGAAGGACCUUACUAACUAAUCGAAUAGCUUAAUCAGUUUUAGAUAAAUUUUAUUAACGUCAUAAACUAAAUUAUUGUCGCUUUAUACAAUGACAACAAUUCUUCAUUAUUUUGUUGCCUGAUAAAUGCUGGAACAUAGAAAUUGCCAUGAAUUUGGAUUAGAUAUACAUUUCAAAGAUGUGUUUAAAUAUUUAGUUUAAUAAGCCGGUUAGUGAGUGACUUUGUAAAUCGAUUAGUAUUGAAAUAGUUGUGAACUUCGGUGCCUUUUUUGACAACAAUGUAAAUUGAAAAGUAAUAGUAAAAAUCUAGUUUAUUACCAAAAUUUCUCAUAGAUCAUUUUAACUGAAUUUGAACGCCGCUAAAAAAUAAACAACAAUAUAAUUUUGAAUUCCUCAAUGUAUUAUUUUACUGAAUGUGUUUAAUCUGAUGGGUACACCUACCUAUGUAAUAUUUGUAUAUGUGUGUA